Molecule: messenger RNA, 832 nt
Organism: Hibiscus syriacus
Lineage: Eukaryota; Viridiplantae; Streptophyta; Magnoliopsida; Malvales; Malvaceae
Product: protein ENHANCED DISEASE RESISTANCE 2-like
Exons: 11
Coding region: 363-806 (147 amino acids)
Molecular function (GO): lipid binding
Source: RefSeq, a predicted model, not a curated record
GAUUUGCCUUUCAGGAGCCUGGUAGAAGUGCUAUUAUUGAUUCCUGCAUUCGAGUUACAGACAACGGGAGGGAGAGCAUUCACAGAAAUGUAUUCUUCAUUUUCACCCUUUAUAAUAGUUCUAAUCACAAUGAUCAACUUAAGCUAGGAGCUAGUAGUCCUGAAGAAGCAGCAAGAUGGAUUCAAUCCUUCCAAGAAGCAGCUUUAAAGGGUAGUACAUACUCUGGAAUUGAUGUUGCUUGUUCAACGAGCAGAUGGCAGUCCUUCAGUUUCUUAGAAGGACUCCUUGCAUGCAGAUCGAGUGGUUCCAGUAAUGCAAAUUAUAACAACUCUAUUGACUAGACACUUUCUUCGUCCACAAAGAUGGACAGAGUGACAGCUGAUGUUGUAGCACCAUCACCUUGGACAAUCUUUGGCUGUCAGAAUGGUCUUAGAUUGUUUAAAGAAGCUAAAGAUAGAGAUUCUCAAGGAAAGUGGGAUGACCAUCCGGCAAUCAUGGCUGUGGGUGUCGUAGAUGGGACUUCAGAAGCCAUUUUCCAGACACUUACGUCUCUUGGACCCUCAAGAACGGAAUGGGACUUCUGUUUCUACAAGGGUAGUGUGGUCGAACAUCUUGAUGGUCAUACUGAUAUUGUUCACAAGCAGCUAUAUAGUGAUUGGUUACCUUUGGGAAUGAAAAUGAGAGAUCUCUUGCUGCGACGAUAUUGGAGAAGAGAAGAUGAUGGAACAUAUGUUAUUUUGUACCACUCGGUGUUUCACAAGAAGUGCCCCCCCCCCACAAAAACGCUAUGUCUGAGCCUGCCUUAAAAGUAAUGUAUGCCUGAAAUAUAUAA